UUUCCCUGCCUCACCCAACUAGACUCGACACAUUUGGCUCCCCUCAUGUUAAUGGCAAAAAGAACCGAGUGAGAAUAAUGGAUCGAAAUGUCAACUCGCCACGUGUACUUGCCGACCAACUACGGAGGUUUAUUCAGAAUCCGGAUUCGACUCCUUCAGGGAGCGGUAUAUCUUUAUCAGAUGCUGGAUUUGUUUUGUUAUCUUUAAAAGACCAAAUUUUAGCGGACUCAAUAAAGGCUCAACAUUUUUCGCAUGAGUUUGUAUCAAAGCCUAUCAACGGGAUUGAACUACUCGGAAAAGUGGUGAUUGUUCUGCAGGGAAUUGUGAACAGUGUUGAAGGAUCUGGAUCGAAAAUUUCCUACCUGCUCAAUAGAAAUUCGACAAAUGCCAAUCGAAAAAGAAAGGCAGCUGUUGCUGAGGCCGAUUGCAUUGAAAGCAUCAAACUGUUACUUGAGAAAUCAGAAUCAACAUGGAAGUCAUUUCUCGAAACAUCAACCGGAUUGGAUGCCAUAAUGUAUUCUAUUCAUUCGCCUCAGCUGGACUCCAAAUGUUACUCACUCGAGAUUCUUCUUCUGCUACUAGAACAACCGCAAGGAUUUGUGAUUUUAUUGAGGGCGCUGACUGUUUUGGCAGCAAGAAAUCGGGACUAUUUGAGGUUUUCCAUAUUUGUAGCACAACUCAAACAUGGUCUUCAUACAAAGAAACUUCACAUUCAGAUCCUUGUGGCUAGACUUUUCAACAAGUUGAUUGCAAGCGCACCAACUCCAGUGCACAGAGCACUUGUUAAAUCGGAAGUGUCAUUAGCCCAGUACAAUCCAGAAGUUGUCGAAAAACUCAUUGGAUACCCGAAUUCAUCCUACGGCGGAAUGGACACUUUGAUCGAUGAGUUGAACGCGUGGAAAUCACUGAACCAAUAUGUUGGAGGGUCGGGACCCACCGUUGAGCAUAACCACAUUUAUGGAACUUCUGAAGUGGACGGAAGCAGCAUAUCGGAAAGAAGUCGGAGGCAUGCUCCAAGCUCCAAGAUCAUGCCAGUGACAUCCGUCGUUAAAAACGUUGAACGUCAAAGAUUCCGAAAGCAGGGUGCUGGCUCCGGUGGAAGAGCUGCCGGCAAUUAUUACUUUGAAGGAGGUGGCGGCCCACGCUUGACUUAUGACCGAAGAUCACAAACAUUAUCGCAUGGUUCUUAUGCUGAACCAUCUUCUCCAAUACCACCAUCCAGAAUGGGUUACGCCACCGAGAGAAGAGAGCCGUUCGGUGCGAUGAGGCGAGCAAAAAGUGAAAGUGCAAUGGUUUUCAGAGAAAACAGGGAAGAGUAUGAAAAUGAUUCUCCUGAAAUGGCGCCACGCGGCUUGAAACGAUUUGGCAAUAACAGUCAAAAAGAGCAAGUCCAUUAUCACCCAAUCCAACAAGUGAAAACCUUGUCUCGAAGCGUUCAUGACUUGGCCAUCCGCGACGAUGAUCCAGGAACACUACUUCGACCAGUUUCUGCACGACCACCAUCAUCAGCGUCUCGAACACCGUACAGAGCAGUGUCCCCAGUUCCAGUUUCACCAAUUAUAAAGCAAGAUGCUGACAUACCGUCUAGACGACUAUCUAGUGCACUUUCUCCAAGAGCACGAUUUGCGGAUCCUCCGAUUGUUGAGGCUCAGCAUCCUCACGCAGGAUUUUCAUAUUUGUUCCCACAACAGCCAGUUGUCAGUUCAGUGUACAACAAAAAAAUGAUGUCGCCGGAACCAAGAGAAGUGACUAGCUCCACAUCAAAUCGUCCUGUAUCAGCGCCCCUGUACGCCACAGCAGGAAAUCACGAAGGCUCCAGCCGGCCCCUCUCUCCUCUGGAAAUUCAGAACUCAAUGUCCGGAACUCAUGAUUUCGAUAUGCCAGUUGCAUACAGUAAUGAGAAUGGACAAGUGGUGUAUGUUCCGAUUAAUAUUGAAAGUGGAGUCGGAGCCGGGCCACGGAGAGUGAGCAAAACGUCAAAGUUCGACUAUACUCCAAAUGAAUCUCGCAGCAAUAGUCGUGCAAAACUUCGGAGCCCAAGCAUUAACGGAGAAGAUGUUCGUAAUGCUCUGAGCCAGUUCGAUUACUUGUAUGACUAUGAAGCCGACCAAAACCCAAAAAAUCGCGAAGCCACUUAUCAUUUGUAAUGAAACCGAUUUGUCAUAAAUUUAACCACAGUGUAUCCCGAAAAUAAUUUUAAAUUUUAAAUUUGCUCAAAUAUAGGCUUAAGACUUGUUCAAAUUAAAUACCUUUUUUUUGUAUAUUUAAAAUAAAAAUCUUGUUAACAUAUAUAUGAACCCUUUUU
Messenger RNA from Caenorhabditis elegans, 2305 nucleotides. It is a transcript of the gene F53B3.3, whose product is annotated as CLASP_N domain-containing protein. Bases 78 to 2147 code for a protein of 689 amino acids. The transcript has 13 exons. The record is from RefSeq and is marked reviewed. Lineage: Eukaryota; Metazoa; Nematoda; Chromadorea; Rhabditida; Rhabditidae.